Artibeus jamaicensis (Jamaican fruit-eating bat) is the source of this 6226-nucleotide messenger RNA. It is a transcript of the gene SLC10A5, whose product is annotated as solute carrier family 10 member 5. The record is from RefSeq and is a predicted model, not a curated record. Lineage: Eukaryota; Metazoa; Chordata; Mammalia; Chiroptera; Phyllostomidae. Gene Ontology annotation, molecular function: bile acid:sodium symporter activity. Gene Ontology annotation, biological process: bile acid and bile salt transport. Gene Ontology annotation, cellular component: membrane.
AUGCAGACGUCUUUCCUAAGGCAGCAGAAAAACAGAUGGUUGUGUCUGUUCUGUAACAGUUUUUGGUGUCCCUGGUUCUUUGCUCUGCUUCCAGAAGGAGGUAUCACUCUGGCUGUUUUUACUACUUGCAUGUCAGUGGUCUUGGCCCUUAUAAUGAUAACCGCCAAUUCUUACCUGUACAGUAGGAUAUUAGGGUUAUCUGGUACAUUCCAUAUUCCCGUUUUGAUAAUUAUGUCACCAUUCCUCUUCAUACUUAUACCUAUAUCGGCUGGAAUAGUCAUCAAGCAUAGACUACCUGAAAAAACAAACAUAGAGAGAAUCAUUACACCUCUGAGCUUUCUUUUAAUGUCUGUGAGGAUUUAACUGAUGUUCAAUGGAAUUAGGUUUCUAAAAACAGUUAACUUAGAGAUACUUCUGUUAGGUAUUUUAGCUCCUGCUUUGUGUUUUCUGUUUGGGUACUCCUUUGCUAAAAUCUCUAGGCUGCCCCUUCCUGUGUGUAAAACUGUUUACACUAUGGAAAGUGGGAUGCUAAGUAGCUUCUUAGCUCUGGCCUUUAUUGAGCUCUCUCUUUCCCGGUCCAAGGCAGACUUAGCUUCUGUGGCUCCUUUUACAGUGGCCGUGUAUUCUGGAUGUGAAAUAUCACUGAUCCUCCUAUUCUACAAGGCUAAGAAAAGAUGUAUCUUUAUCAUAGAAUAUAAAAGAAAAAAAUUCCCCUCAUCUAACAAAGCAUGAGAAUUCCUACUCUGAAUGAAGUACUAUGGGAGAUUCAAAGCAUAUCUAAAAUAAUGUCUGCUCUCAACCCACUUAUGAUCUGAUUGCAAACUUGACACUAGGGGGGAAGUAUACAUUAUCAAAAUACGUACAUUAUUAUAUGAAAGUUAAGAUGGCAAUCACUUUAUAGCUGUGUUGGAAAUGUUUUAUAGAGUUGCAUUGGAAUGUAAUACUUCAUUGUGGUCUCGCAUGUAGGAAAGAGCAAUGUAAAACACACCUCCUGCAGUGAUUAUGAGGAAGGGGUGUUCACAUAAUAGGCAUCCUGUAAACUCUCACAAUAUUAGGUAAUUAGUUUGUCAGCCAGUAGGAAAACCAAAAUUCUUCUCUUUUCUAAUUUCAUCAAAUUCAGUAUAUCAAUACCAAGAUUUAUAAGAGAUGUUUUUCAGCAUGGUGGUGGCUGGUUUUUAUUCACUUUAUUAAAUGAUAAAUGUUUAUAUGGAGUCUUUUACUACUGAGUCCUUUACACAGAAAUGUCCACUUAGAUGCCAAAAAAUAUAAUUAAGCUUGCACAAAUUUAACUUACAUGUAUAACAGGAUGCAGCCAAGAGGGAGGCCCCAAAAACAGAUUUGGAAUGAGGUCCAGAACUUAAGGUGUCCAGGAAAUAUUAAGAUGUCCUCACCCCUUCCCCCCAACAGGUGUGAGAUGGAGAAGGGACAAAUGGAGCAGGGCCAUUGAGAGCUGUUUUAUACAGCAACAGCUUUGCAGCUAACCUCUGGCAUGGUUAUUUAACAUAUCUAUAACCUUUAACUGGUUGCAUAGAUAUGUUAAAUAGCUGUGGUGUGCUCUGAGCCAGGGGAAUGGAAAGGGAAUUCCCCCCCAAGAUGUAACUGGGGGCAGGUCCCAUGAGUCACAGCGCCUGCAUGGGAGUUGGAGAAGAUUGGCUUCAUGACAUGGGGCCACACCUGCCCAGACUCAUGAUCGCAGCCCAGUAAACUUGGAAUAAUACAGGAAUGCUGGCAAUGCUGAUUGUAGGAGUCAGAAAUGGGGGUAUAGAGGAAGACUGGCAUGGGAUUUAAACGCAGACACGGCAGCCACUGGGAGAAAGCCAUGUGCUUUUGGACAGAGUGGGGACCCCCACAGCUGGGGGUAGAGAGACUCACCAUGUGGCUUUAGCAAAGAACCACCGCUGGGCUUUGGCACAGUGGUGACCUCCCACUCUGCCACCCCCCCCACCCCCCCGCCAAGGCUUUUGAGGAGAGGAGAGGUGCAUGUGGUUUGGCCCAAGUGCAGACCCCUGCAGCACUGGUGGAGAAAAGAACCAUGCAGUUUUGGCCGGAGUGCGGACCCCUGCAGCUCUGGUGGAAGAGGACCACGUGGCUUUGGGGUGCUCCCUUUGGCUGCGUGGCCUGGGAAACAGGAGAGACUCUGCCUGGAAGAAGGGUGAAAUAACUCUUUGCCAGUGGACCAUGAGAGGGUGCCACGUGGCUUUGGAUUAAUUGGAGAUCCUGCCUGGAUGGCAACACAGCUGACCAUGCCAGCUGCCUGGAACACGGACGUGUGCUGCUUUUCCUGAGUUACGGUACCCCAAAUUAGGGCAGGGGGAGAAGGAAGUACUUGUGGGCAUCUGGGACUUUGAUAUUUUAAUGGAGACAUUGGGUCACUAUUUUAAGUCUGUAUAGCUUUAAAUAAACCUUUCUUUCCUUUUCACAAAUCUCUGGCAUUGAGAGACAUCUUUCCUCUGGCGGCGGACAAUGGAGCCCAGUAGAGGGUCCUUUCGGUAACAGUAUAUUGUGACCCACCUUGGCCUUGUAUAUAUGCUCUUUGUUUUGUAACAUACGCAUUUGCUUGAACAUAUUUUACUGAUUGGGUGAUGAAGGACCUGCGUUUCAUUAACUUUGUGACCUUGAACAAGACACUUCUCUGUACUUCAGUUUUACAUCUGUAAGAUGAAGAAAUUUAACUGAGGUUUAAGAUCUUGCUCAACUCUUAAGUCUGUGGCUGUGGUAUGAAAUUCUAGGACCUAGCAUCAUGGGCAGGGUGAUGGGGCAAAGGGAAGAAGGUUCAGACUGAUGAGGGUAGUAACCACACACAAGUGCUGUAGUUAGGGCAGCCACCAAAAUUUAAAAAAAAAAUUUUUUUUAAUUUUUUAAUCCUCAGCCAAGGACAUUUUAUCAUUGCUUUUAGAGAGAAAGGAAAAGAGAGAGAAAAGUGUGAUUGGUUGCCUCCCAUACGUGCCGGGACCAGGUAUCUUACAUGCCAGACUGGGGAUCCAACCCACAACUUAGGUAUGUGCCCUGACCAGGAAUCGAACCCACAACCUUCUGGUGUACAGGAUGAUCCUCCAAUCAACUGGGAAAGCUGUUGGCAUUACAGGGCAUGUCAGGGACUUAACCAGUAUCUGCAGCUCCAAUUUAUUUCACAUUAAAACAUGAAAAUCCUGUUAGAUAUUUGGGAGACUCCACCACCUGAGGACCUGCAUAUUACACGUGUAAAUUUUAUUUUUAGUCCAAGUCCAUUACGGGAAAUCUUGUGGUGUGAACUUGAUUUUUUUUUUCCAGUGAAAGGGAGUUGCCAUUUACAAGCAGUCACCUCUGGGGAGUAAGUAGGGUUAGCAAGAUACCCAAGAUUGCUGUGGAAGGAAUCACCUUGGUGACCACUCUUUAUUAUGCAAAUACAGGGCAGUUGGGUACUAUCCCCCAGAUGCAGAAGCAUGUCGAAAGCACUCCGUAGCCUGACAAAGACCAUCCCUCCCCUAAAGCCCCUUUCAAGAACAGUCAGGUGUCUAGGAGAUAUCAGGGGCUUUAGAUCUCCCUUCCCUUCCAUUCUGAGGUUUAGGAUAAUAAAAACCUCUCUCCAGGAUGAAAGUCAGCUGGUGAUAAGGGAUAUCAAAGGCUCCCUAAAGGGAACUCUGACCUGUCCCCCAUACCAGAGCGCAGGUUUUGUUUUCACCAGGCGGGGCUGAGGCUGGAACCUGGCCCCUCCAGAUCUCCCAGCCACCUAGGCCUGGUAGAUCUUUGUGAUUGGGAACAAUGACUGCUAAUGUAGCUUUUAAAAUUGCCCCUUUGAGAACCCAAGAGCAAUGCACCAGUGCUGAGGGCCCUGCAGCCAUCUGGACCACUCACAGACAAAAAUCAUUUGGAUUUGGUGGUACCUGUGUGCUAGGCAGCAGUCCCCAGCCUCUUUGGCACCAGGGACCAGUUUCAUGGAAGGCAGUCAGGUGAGCACCCUUUGCUGGUCACCUGUGGAAGAGGAGGGGUGGGGAGGAGGCAGGAGGCCAAAUUAAGGUGAGCUUUGCCAGCAGCCAUGUUCCUAAUGGGAUCUCUGCACUAGAGGACUCAACAUUUCAUGUUCAUAAGGGCGUUUUGGGGGCAGAAUGGCCUCUUUUGGAUUGGAAAAUCUCAGUUACUUGAGAACAAUGGGAGGUAGCAGCUGAGGACCCUAGAAAAAUGUUUGACCUGCUCAUUUGAGGUGGGAAUCUGUAAGUGUUCUUAAUUUGAGAGAAUAAGAUAGCUGAUCUUCUGUGAGUGGGACUGUCAGAGAAUGGCCUCAUGGGGGGUUGGGUGGACAAGACUGUUACAGAAUGGAUCCUCCAUUUCCUGGGAUCUCUCUUCAACAGGUUCACCUUGCCCAUCGCCCUUAGGAAUUGGAAUUAUGGCUCCCAUGCCAGAGUUUGGUGAAAAGGAAAGGAACUAUUUAUUCAAAAGUUAUACAGACUUAGAGUAAUGACUUAAUGUCUUCAUUAAAAUCCCAAACACCCAUAAACACACAGAGUCCUUCCUUCCCCUUUGCCCUGGCAGGCCAGCCUAGGGUAUCAUAUCUCAGGAAAAAUAGAAGAGCAUGGCUCGGCCAGCUAGUCUGCAGUCCCCAGCACUAUAAGCUGUGUUGCCACGACCUCCGGUUCUUAACCCAAAACCAUGUGGCACCUUCUCAUGGCCCACCAGCAUGUCUUUUUACCUCUUUCCUUCCUGCAUUGUCUCUCCUGCAUUCUUCCAAACUGCUGAGAGAGCACUGUGUGGCUCCUACAUCUCACUUUCCUGCUUUCUAAGACUAGUGGUUAAGGGAGCCACACAACCACAUGGUCCACACUGCGUGGCUGCCCACGCCGUGCCUGGGUUUUUAAAUCCCCUCUGCGAAUCUUCCUCUGCAUCCCCAUUUCUGACUCCGCCCACAAUUAGCCACACCUACCAGCAUUCUGUAUUUUUCCAGUUUUCCUGGGCUACCGUAGUUAGUCUGAGCAGGCGUGGUCCUGUGCCAUGGAGUGAAUCAUUUCCAAGCUCUCACACAGGCGCUGUAACCAGGGGGAGUUGCCUCCCAGUUACAUCAUGAGUCAAAGUCACUCCCAUCUCCCUACUCAAAGCAUGGCCACAGCUACUUAACAUAUCUAUGAAACUACCCAGCUGUUAUAAUUAUGUUGAAUAAAAUAUGUUUUUGGAUAUCAGGUGUGAAGCUGGCCAACUGUUGAAAUGCAAAAUAACUCUCAAUGGCCCUGCUCCAUGCAUCCCACCUCACAGUUCAGACUUGUGGGGGUAAGGAUAUCCUAUAGUUUAUAAUUCCUGGACACCCUGAGUUCUGGACCACAUUUCAAAUCCUUCAUUUGAGGUGGGGGGGGGGGCCUGGUUGCACCCUGUUACAGGACCAUGUUAAUUUAAGAAGAUGUAAAGAGGACUCUGAUGACAUUUCUAUAAAUGCCUGGAAAAUUUUAUUUGCCUAUGAAUCAACACAUCACAAUGUAGAGGCAGGAGUUUAUUUUAAGAUAAAUGACAACAGAGAACUUCAGCUAAUUUCUGAAGUUUUUUUCUUCUUUUUUCAUCAAAAACACAAAAGCAUUUUUUUUUUGCUAGAUAAAUAAAGGUAUCCUAUUCAGAUACUUAAGUCAUCAGUCUUUUUUAAUUUAAAGUAUUAUAAAAGUUUAUGUAAAAUAAGCCAUAAGCACAACACAAAAAUAAGACAAGUAGAACUAAGACAAUAUACAAAACAGUUCCAAUGAAUGAAAAAUAAUGAAAACCUUAUCAGCUUGAUCGAACUUAUUUGUCUUUUAGUUAUGUGCUGCUCUCUUUCCUAGACUUAACAUAGUGAUUUCCAUUACACUUGAUUAGGCUAUAAAAUAUUAAAUAUUAUUUUUAAAAAGACAGAUUCUCAUACUCAAUGAUUAACAAAUACUUGCAAAGUUAUCAUCAAAAGUUUUAUGUAUUUAAUAAAACUGUAAAUCCAGAAUACAAAAUCUACAUAAAUAAUAUAACCAAAGACCGCCAAAUUACCUAAAUGAGACUCAGUUUCUGAGAUGUUAUAAAGAGAAAAUUUAAAUUUUAUUUACAUACAAAAUUGGAUACACAAUUUGUCAACAUACUUUUAAAAACAAACCAAAACAACUACUAUUCCUGAAAACCUUUCCUACACUAUUAAAGUGACAGGGGACUCAAGAGUUGGGAAAGUUUAGUUUAAUGUAAACGAUUAUAAGCCUCGUAAGUAAUGCAUAUGUUAAAGCUAUUAUUUCAGAAACUACACAUAAGCUAU